Messenger RNA from Parathielavia appendiculata, 736 nucleotides. RefSeq lists its product as uncharacterized. The coding region runs from base 87 to 497 and encodes 136 amino acids. The transcript has a single exon. Lineage: Eukaryota; Fungi; Ascomycota; Sordariomycetes; Sordariales; Chaetomiaceae. The record is from RefSeq and is a predicted model, not a curated record.
AGAAAGCCAUCGAAGAGCGAUGCAUUUGGAGUUAGGAGGGUGGUCUAGAUUUUCCAGGGUAUUACAUUUUUAAAUACAACGACUUUAUGACACGCGAGCACAUCUGGAACGGAACCCAAGUACGCCGGAAGGAUAGGUAUGGAAUCCGUUCUCCGGAUAAGAACUCCAUACGGAAAGACGCACGCGUAUCGAGGGCAGGGGCCGGCGCGUGUUCAAAGCAUUGGACAGGGUGUUGUGAGAAUCGGUCGGUCCUCAAGGCUCGGAGGGGCGUGUCGCCGCUGUUGGACGAGAUGGACAGGCGGUACGCUUGUGCUGCAGCCGGGCUUUUGAUGGUGCUUGCCCCGAAAGCUUUGGUGGUGGUGGAACGGAGGGCCGGGUGUCACACGCAUGUACGCUGCGGCUACAGAGAAGUGUCGCCGAGGAUGGGAGAAUCUGCAGCCCCGGACAGAUUUCUGUGUAGCAAGCACCCACUUUUGCCAACCGUCCCCAACCCCUGAAACCAAUCAGCGUCUAGAGUUGCACCCCGUGCCUUCAACAAGGGAGCUGAGCACGCGACCGCUUCCCGACUCCCUCCCCAGGCACCGCCCCUCCCGUCUUUUUUGACCAUGGGUUUGCGGGUGACCUAGCUGAGGUGUGCUUUCAAUGUCGGUCGCAAUGUCUCAACUCUGGUCCUCCCUUGCCCGUGCCCGCCGCGGCGAAAGGAAAACGGCCCCAAUCCUCCAUCUCCCUUCGCCUU